UUCGGCUGUUGUUGAUUUUACCGGCAAUACCGAGUCCGCUGCCAAUUGCUGGGCUUAGCCUUUCACGGGACAAUCGGUUCGGUUCGGCACCGAGUUUACUUGGGCCCCCCUACGCAGCAUGCAAUGUUGGUGCUCCGCUAUACCGAAAGGACAAAGUAGUUUAGAAAAGUAGAAACCUUGCGCCAUGAACUUCUACCAACUCAGGUUUUCUUGUGGGUUGAUCUGCACGCUCCCUAUACUUACACGAUGAAGUCGUAUCUGACUUUGAGAAGCAUUGUGACGAGAUCCAACCCUUUGCCCUCAAGGAGCCAUACCUUGGCUACUGCCCCGGCUAAAUGGCGGAGCUUCGCAACCACCGCGACGGCAUCCACCCAGAAUGCCGAAAACCUCCCACUUGCCGGAAUCCGCGUUCUGGAUAUGUCAAGAGUUCUUGCGGGCCCAUACUGCACUCAAAUUCUUGGGGAUUUAGGUGCGGAAAUCAUCAAGAUUGAGCAUCCAGUCCGCGGCGAUGACACCAGGGCUUGGGGACCCCCUUUCGCCAAAUAUAAGGACGGCACCAAAGAGGGACCGGGAGAGAGCGCAUAUUAUCUAUCGGUAAACCGCAACAAGAAAUCUCUCGGACUAUCCUUCGCCCAUCCUUCCGGCGUCGAAAUCCUCCAUAAGCUUGUAAAAGAGUGUGACGUUCUGGUGGAGAACUAUAUCCCCGGAUCACUGAAGAAAUACAAAAUGGACUACGAUACUGUGAAAGCUAUUAACCCGAAGUUGAUAUACGCAAGUAUUACCGGGUAUGGGCAGACUGGUCCCUAUAGCCAACGGGCAGGAUACGACGUCAUGGUUGAGGCUGAGAUGGGCUUGAUGCAUAUCACUGGUUCUCGCGACGGACCUCCAGUGAAAGUUGGUGUCGCCGUUACGGAUCUAACCACGGGACUUUAUACAUCUAAUGCUAUUAUGGCAGCAUUGCUGGGCCGAGCGAGAACUGGGAAAGGCCAACAUAUCGAUGCGUGUUUGAGUGAUUGUCAGGUCGCCACGUUAUCGAAUCUGGCAAGUUCUGCAUUAAUCAGCGGUGAAAAAGAUUCUGGCCGAUGGGGAACUGCUCAUCCUUCUAUCGUACCGUAUCGUGCAUAUAAAACGAAAGACGGUGAUAUUCUUCUUGGAGGCGGAAAUGACAAGCUCUUUGGUGUGUUAUGUGACAGACUAGGCCAGCCAGAAUGGAAGGCAGACGAGCGUUUUGUCAGAAACAACCUUCGAGUUAAGAAUAGAGAUGUCUUGGAUAAGAUGAUCGAAGACAGAACAAGGCAGAGGACUACUCAGGAGUGGCUUGAGAUACUCGAAGGUAGCGGCAUGCCAUACUCCGCUAUCAAUGAUAUCCAGGGGACCCUUAACCAUUCACAUGUGCUGGCCCGAGAUAUGGUUGUAGAGGUAGACCAUCCAACCUGCGGACCUAUGAAACUUGUCAACACGCCCAUCAAGUAUUCUGAUGCCAAGCCUGGUGUUAGAACACCCCCCCCGACCCUGGGCCAGCAUAGCGACGAGGUCCUUCGAGAUCUCGUGGAUCUUGGGGAGAACGAGAUUGCGCAACUGAAGAAGGAUGGAGUUGUUGCUUAGAUACAUAGAUAAAAUAGAUAUUAAUCGUGCCGCUGCUUACUCACUCACCUCUAGUGAGUGUGUCACACCAAAACAAUAAAAACACUGAAAUGAUAAAAAUCUUGUAAAUUCUUAAUCUUCAUUAAUUUAAUUUAAUUAAUAAUUAUCACAAUGUUGAAUAAAGAUGAAAAUAUUGAAGAGUGUAUUUAACAA
Molecule: messenger RNA, 1797 nt
Organism: Blastomyces dermatitidis ER-3
Lineage: Eukaryota; Fungi; Ascomycota; Eurotiomycetes; Onygenales; Ajellomycetaceae
Product: CAIB/BAIF family enzyme
Exons: 6
Coding region: 247-1605 (452 amino acids)
Molecular function (GO): catalytic activity
Source: RefSeq, a predicted model, not a curated record